UCUUUAAAUCUAGGCUUUUGACAAGAAAUGGGGAGGACAGAAACCCCCCAACAAAAAUAUAUUACCAAACGCUCCACAUUUAUUUGUAUUUUAUAAACACCAGAUCUCGCAAGCCUCCAACUUACGCCAUCGCAUUUUGUUUAUAGGUUAGAUCUCUCUUUCUCUCUCUUGAAUUCCACGCCAUUCUUCAGGUCGCAUUUCAAUCGAAUUUCACUCUUUGUUCAAUGGUCGAAUACUUUGUUGAGUUUUGAGAUUUGGUUUCGGUUUCCAAAUUUUGUGCAUCUCCUGGCUUUGAAUGACUUGCCACUGUGAAAUACCUGUGUUGGCUACUGAAAUUUGAUUGUGAUGAUUCGCCAUUGUGGUGGCUUGAUUUGGGGUAUGUAGAUGGCUUUUAGUUAGAAUACAAAGGGAGAUGGUAGGGAGUUGUUAUGAUAAUAAACUACAGGUUGAAUACACAGGAGUUGAUUACAAUUCAAGUGAAAUUCGAGGUUCUCCUAUUCACAGAGAUCCUUCAUUCUCACGCUGGCGCGAUGAAGAUGGGAAUGUUCAUUUUGAACGUCAAUUAGAAAAUUCUGAUGCAAGCGUUGAAGACUCUAAUUUUGAAUUGCCUUUGCUUCUGCAGGACAGGGUAGAAAAUGGGAAUGUAGGUACUGAUAGAUAUCAAUAUAAAAAUAGGUUUCAGAACAAAAUUAUGCACUUGAAUGGUAAUAAUACCAUGGAUCAGGAAAUCAAUAUGCACACCAUGGAUCAUGAAGUCAAUAUACACACCAUGGAUCAUGAAAUCAACAUACACAACAGAGGGAAGGAAAAAGAGAAUUAUGUGCCAUUUGAUAUUGGAAAUAGGUCUCCCAGGGAGAUACGCUUAUCAAAUAGCAGCGAUAAUAGUGCUGAUUCUUUUGGAAAUCAUGAAAAGCUGCCGCUGAAGUCUAAGAGCCCUGUGUCUGCUGCUGAUGUGUUGAAGACUUUGUUUUUUAUACUUGUUUGGUACACUUUCAGCACAUUUUUGACCUUGUACAAUAAAACUCUCCUAGGGGAUGAUUUGGGAAAAUUCCCAGCUCCAUUACUGAUGAAUACUGUCCAUUUUGCCAUGCAAGCUGUUUUAUCAAAGUUUAUCACAUGGUUUUGGUCUCAUAGAUUUCAACUCACUGUUGUUAUGACAUGGAGGGAUUAUUUUAUGAGAGUUGUACCAACAGCUCUUGGAACUGCAUUGGACGUUAACCUGAGCAAUGCAUCCCUGGUUUUCAUCUCUGUCACAUUUGCUACAAUGUGUAAAUCUGCAUCUCCCAUAUUUCUUCUCCUAUUUGCCUUUGCAUUCAGGUUGGAGUCUCCAAGCAUUAAACUUUUAGGAAUCAUCGUAAUAAUCUCUGUUGGGAUUUUAUUGACAGUGGCAAAGGCGACAGAAUUUGAGUUUUGGGGAUUUGUGCUUGUUAUGCUUGCUGCUGUUAUGUCUGGGUUUCGCUGGUCCAUGACUCAAAUUCUUCUGCAGAAAGAAGAAUAUGGUCUAAAGAAUCCACUUACAUUGAUGAGCUAUGUCACUCCAGUGAUGGCAAUUGUAACUGGUCUUCUUUCUUUUAUAUUUGAUCCAUGGUAUGAAUUUAAAAAGAGCAGUUACUUUGAUAAUUCUUGGCACAUUGCUCGAAGCUGCUUGUUGAUGUUUUUUGGUGGAACUCUCGCCUUUUUCAUGGUUUUAACAGAAUACGUCCUUGUUUCAGUAACUAGUGCUGUCACAGUAACUAUUGCUGGUGUUGUCAAGGAGGCAGUCACCAUAUUGGUUGCAGUCUUUUACUUCCAUGAUGAAUUUACAUGGUUGAAAGGUGUUGGCCUUUUAAUCAUAAUGUUGGGCGUGAGUUUAUUCAACUGGUACAAGUAUGAAAAGCUAAAAAAGCAUAAUGUGAAUGAAGAUGACUUCGCUGGGUCACCUACAUCAAAUUUUGCUGCAAAAUAUGUCAUACUGGAGGAAAUGGGUGAUCAAGAUGAUGCCAGUUAGAGCUUUUGUAUUCUUGAGUUGGUCGUUGGAGAAGCUUGUGAUGAAUGCUGCUGGCAAACUAGUAUUGUGUUUGCCGAUUUCUUCAGCCAUUAAUGCGUGCACUUAUAUCGUAUGAUUAAGAAAUUUUGGGGCAUUGUAAGAAUCCAGAUUUAUUCCUUAAGACUUUUUUUUUCCCUUGGCAUGAUUACAGAAGAGUUUUUUUUUUUUUUUUUUUAAUCUAAAGUUUUCUUAAAAUCUGAGUAUUAGAGAAUAUUUGUUACAUUUUACUGCAGUAAGACACAUUUUUGAGGCUUAGUUUAUUCAAUUGUGGGUUCUCCGUUCCCCACUGUUUUCGUAUUUGUUGUGUAGAAAUAAGAUGUCUGUAUGUGGAUUUUGCGGAUAUCGGGAGGAAGAGGAGUUGUGCUGUUUAAUUUGUAAAUGCAAUAUUCCUGAAUGAUUGUAACUGUAAGCUUAGACUA
Molecule: messenger RNA, 2445 nt
Organism: Hevea brasiliensis (rubber tree)
Lineage: Eukaryota; Viridiplantae; Streptophyta; Magnoliopsida; Malpighiales; Euphorbiaceae
Product: probable sugar phosphate/phosphate translocator At1g06470
Exons: 13
Coding region: 413-1987 (524 amino acids)
Biological process (GO): UDP-glucose transmembrane transport
Cellular component (GO): endoplasmic reticulum-Golgi intermediate compartment; cis-Golgi network; Golgi apparatus
Molecular function (GO): antiporter activity
Source: RefSeq, a predicted model, not a curated record